AUGAGUGUAUCAUUGACUGUGAUGACCUUCAAUCUCUAUGAUGAUGAGCCACAUGAUAGUCCUAAUUCGUGGGAGAAGAGAAGGGAUUUGUGCAUAAGCGUUAUUACCAGUUACUCACCCAUCAUCCUUUGUACCCAACAAGGAGUGAAAACACAAUUGGAUUUUCUCCAGCAAGGUUUGCCAGGUUAUGAUCAGUUUGGGAUAUCACGGAAAGGGCCCCAAGACUCCACUGACGAGCAUUGCACCAUCUUCUAUGAUAAGGAAAAGGUGGAGCUUCUAGAAGGUGGAACGUUUUGGUUGUCUGAGUCUCCCUCCGUGCCUGGAAGCAUUUCGUGGGGUUCUGAAGUUCCUUGCAUUGCAACAUGGGCUAUAUCCUUAUGA
Molecule: messenger RNA, 381 nt
Organism: Sphenostylis stenocarpa
Lineage: Eukaryota; Viridiplantae; Streptophyta; Magnoliopsida; Fabales; Fabaceae
Source: the annotation of a GenBank genome assembly